AUGAUCAUGCAACUGGGCCUGGCCCUGGUGCUAGGAGUGGCCCUUUGCCUGGGGUGUGGCCAGCCCCUCCUAUGGGCUCCUGACCGCCCUUUCUCUGUGCAAUGGAACAUACCCUCAGCACAUUGUAAGACUCGCUGUGGUGUGCACCUGCCACUAGAGGCUCUGGGCAUCACAGCCAACCAUGGCCAGCAUUUCCAUGGGCAGAACAUCACCAUCUUCUACAAGAAUCAGCUCAGCCUCUAUCCCUACCUUGGGCCCAGGGCCACAGCUCAUAAUGGAGGCAUCCCCAAGAUUGUCCCUCACCGCCACCUGGCACAGGCUACCUACCAGACCCAUCUCAACCUAGAAUGUGGCUUCACUGGCCUGGCAGUGCUGGACUGGGAAGAGUGGUGCCCACUCUGGGCCGGGAACUGGGGCUGGUGCCGAGCCUACCAGGCCACCUCAUGGGCUUGGGCACAACGGGUAUUCCCCCACUUGAACCCCCAGGAGCAGCUCCAGGCCAGUGUUAGCUUUGAACAGGCAGCCCAUGCCCUGAUAGAGGACACACUGUGGCUGGGCCAGGCACUGAAGCCCCAUGGGUUCUGGGGGUUCUGUCGCUUCCCAGCCUGUGGCAAUGGCUGGCACGGUACAGCUUCCACAGGCCACUGCCACCCAGCCACUCUAGCCUGCAACACCCAACUGCAUUCGCUCUGGGCUCCUGCCUCCAGCGCCCUCUUCCCCAGCAUUUAUCUCCCACCCAAGCUGCCACCUAUUCACCACCAAGCAUUUGUCCAAUAUCGCUUGGAGGAAGCCUUCCAUGUGGCCCUUGUUGGGCACCCACAUCCCUUGCCUGUCCUGGUCUAUGCCCGCCUCACACACCAGCGUUCUGGGAGGUUCCUCACACACCUCGAUGACCUUGUGCAGACGACUGGUGUGAGCGCAGCACUGGGGGCAGCUGGCGUGGUGCUCUGGGACCUGAGCCUCUCCAUCUCUGAAGAGAAAUGCUGGCAUCUCCAUGACUACCUAGUGGGCACCCUGGGCCCCUAUGUAAACAAUGUGACCAGAGCAACCAUAGCCUGCAGUCUCCAGCGGUGCCAUGGCCAUGGGCGCUGUGCCUGCCAAGACAGAGGACAACUGGAAGCCUUUCUGCACCUGCAGCCAGAUGGGAGGCCUGGAGCCUGGGAGUCCUUUAGCUGCCGUUGUUACCGGGGUUGGGGCCCUUACUGCCAGGAGCCUAGACCUAAACCUAGGCCUGAAGAACCAGCAUAA
Molecule: messenger RNA, 1248 nt
Organism: Hyaena hyaena (striped hyena)
Lineage: Eukaryota; Metazoa; Chordata; Mammalia; Carnivora; Hyaenidae
Gene: HYAL3
Product: hyaluronidase 3
Biological process (GO): carbohydrate metabolic process; hyaluronan catabolic process
Cellular component (GO): acrosomal vesicle
Molecular function (GO): hyalurononglucosaminidase activity
Source: RefSeq, a predicted model, not a curated record